Porites lobata is the source of this 354-nucleotide messenger RNA. Lineage: Eukaryota; Metazoa; Cnidaria; Anthozoa; Scleractinia; Poritidae. The record is from the annotation of a GenBank genome assembly.
AUGACUGCAUCAAAAAUCAUCUAUCUUUACCAUGAAGAGUGUCGUGAACAUUGUGUGGAGCCGCUAAAGGAGCAUACCUGUUUCUGUCUUCUAGAGGUUUGUAGUACGUCUAAGCAAAAGUCCUUGCAGGGGUUGGACAGUACGUCUACAACUGGUGAAGAAGCAUAUGAGGUGACAGCCUCAAUCGUUGAGAAUGUAGGUUGACACGGUGCUGGUGCAACAUAAACCCAAGACACCCUUCGGUCAUUAUGGGCUGGAAGGAAUUAUCUCAAAAGUGUAUACAAGAGUCCUCUAGGACUGGAAGAGCCUUGUGCUGAUCACUCUACUGUGUUUGCACUAUUGGAUCCAGUCUAA